Messenger RNA from Ostertagia ostertagi, 309 nucleotides. Lineage: Eukaryota; Metazoa; Nematoda; Chromadorea; Rhabditida; Trichostrongylidae. The record is from the annotation of a GenBank genome assembly.
GACCAUGAUCAUCACGAGUUUUACGAUACUCACCAUGUAAAGCCAUUGCUUCCAUUGACACUACGCACUAUCACACGUGGACAACAUUUUCUUGCAAGCGUUCCGUUGAAGAAGCGAGGAGUGGACAAGGUAUCGGCCGAUGAUCUCAAGGGAAAGAAGUUUUAUGAAGAACUGGGAGAUGCAGAUCGACCGAAUCUGGAAGUAGUAUGGAUCUCUCGUGAUAAAGAAGCCGCGGAUCAGCUGGAGUACUAUGAGAAAGCAAUGCCACCAUGGUACUAUAUACCGUUUGGCGAUCCGAACAUCCAGUGA